AUGGUCGUGAAUGCUCGCUUCGCUGGUCCCAGUGCACAGAUUCGCUCGCGUCCUGCUCAUUUCACAGCGGCACCUCCCCGCCUAGCGCGCAUCUCCAGCGCCCGUGCCGCCUUUUUCUCCGCUCGCCUCCCGCUCGUCCCCGCCACGCGCCUAUCCGUCCCACCGCGCCGCACCAAUGGAGGGGCCGUGCGCGUCGCGGCGACCACGUCGGGCGGGCAGGGCUCCGCGGGGUCGGUGGCGGUAGGCUCUUUCCGCGCGGGACAAAAGCGCGCGGAGGUGCGCCUUCCUGCGCUGCUGCUGACGCUGACCAGCGCGGAAGUUUUGCGCGGAGGGGCGCAGGGCAGCGCGGAGGCGGUGGACGCGGCGGUGGCGGGGGGCGCGACCAUGGUGGUGGUGGGGGAGGAGGGCGCGGGCGGCGCGGGCAUGGAGCUGUUCGAGGCGGCGUGCGCCGUGAAGGAGGUGGUGCGCGGGCGAGUGCCGCUGCUGGUGGCGGAACGCGCGGAUAUCGCCGCCGCUGCCGGCGCUGAUGGCGUCCUGCUGUCCGAUAACGGUCAACGCACACACCGCAUCGCACAUGCCUCACAUGCCACACCCAUGCUCACAUGCCGCACCCAUGCUCACCUGCCGCACCCAUGCUCACAUGCCGCACCCAUGCUCACAUGCCGCACCCAUGCUCACAUGCUGCACCCAUGCUCACAUGCUGCACCCAUGCUCACAUGCCGCACCCAUGCUCACAUGCCGCACCCAUGCUCACAUGCCGCACCCAUGCUCACAUGCUGCACCCAUGCUCACAUGCUGCACCCAUGCUCACAUGCUGCACCCAUGCUCACAUGCCGCACCCAUGCUCACAUGCUGCACCCAUGCUCACAUGCUGCACCCAUGCUCACAUGCUGCACCCAUGCUCACAUGCUGCACCCAUGCUCACAUGCCGCACCCAUGCUCACAUGCCGCACCCAUGCUGCACCCAUGCUCACAUGCUGCACCCAUGCUCACAUGCUGCACCCAUGCUCACAUGCCGCACCCAUGCUCACAUGCCGCACCCAUGCUGCACCCAUGCUCACAUGCUGCACCCAUGCUCACAUGCUGCACCCAUGCUCACAUGCCGCACCCAUGCUCACAUGCUGCACCCAUGCUCACAUGCUGCACCCAUGCUCACAUGCUGCACCCAUGCUCACAUGCCGCACCCAUGCUCACAUGCCGCACCCAUGCUCACAUGCUGCACCCAUGCUCACAUGCUGCACCCAUGCUCACAUGCCGCACCCAUGCUCACAUGCUGCACCCAUGCUCACAUGUCGCACCCAUGCUCACAUGCCGCACCCAUGCUCACAUGCCGCACCCAUGCUCACAUGCCGCACCCAUGCUCACAUGCCGCACCCAUGCUCACAUGCCGCACCCAUGCUCACAUGCCGCACCCAUGCUCACAUGCCGCACCCAUGCUCACAUGCCGCACCCAUGCUCACAUGCCGCACCCAUGCUCACAUGCCGCACCCAUGCUCACAUGCCGCACCCAUGCUCACAUGCCGCACCCAUGGCUCGCAGCCCUCGCCUCUCACGGCCACCGUCCUUCAUCCUCCCACAUCGCUCUCCCUGCUUCUGAACCUGCCGCUUUUGUGCCUUUCCCAAUGCCCUCAGCAUUACGGCCAAACCUCUUCCCGUCUUCCAUCCCUCUCACGCCUAUGUCUGCCACUCCUCUCGUCUCCCCUCCGCUUCCCCCAUCUUUCCGUGGUCGCGCCCCUCGCUCUCUCUGCGCCCCGCGUCCCCCCAUGCCUGCGCCCACGUGCAGGCCUACCAGCAGUGGCAGCGCGGCGCAUGAUGGAGAGUGCGGCGUCGGGCCCGCUGCUGCCGCUCGUGGCGCGCCGAGUGGCGUCCGUGGCCGCCGCAGUCACCGCCACCACCGCUGACGGCGCCGACCUCAUCCUGCUCGCGCCCUCCGCUGCCGCAUCAGGGCGGGCUGCUAUCAGUGCCAGCAGUGCAGGGCGCAGUGCUGAUGCGGCAGCAGUGGCGCAGGUGAGGGCGCGGCAGGUGAGCAUCCCCGUGCUGGUGCAGCGGGGCGAGGGGGCCGCGUGGGCAGGGGGCGAGGGCGUGCAGUGGGUGCGCGGUGUCAUGGGCAGCGGCGCUGCUGGCGUGGCCGUUACUCUCUCCUCGCUGCUGCAGGCGGCAGCAACAGAACCAGCCGAAGCAGCAGAAGGAGCGGACGGAGCAGAAGCAGGGGAAGUAGGGGGUGUGGGAGGUGGCGGGGAGAGCAGGGCGAUGCGCGCAGCGGUGGGGCGCGUGGUGGGCGCCAUGGCUGAUGCUCGGUGGGUCACCAAGGGCAUGGGGGAGGGCGCGGGGGAGGAGAGUGAGACGGAGAGUGAGGGGGAGAGUGAGGAGGAGGGGGAGGAAGUGGGCAUGGGAGUGGGAGGUGCAGCAGGGGGCGAGGUCCUAGGGCGUGGGGACGUGGAGGAGGUGAGGGAGGAGGUGGAGCAGGUGCUAUCUGGCGUGGGGGGGCCUCCGGGGCCCGCUGCUGCGAGUGCUGUGGCGGGGGAGGAUGUGCGCUUGCAGGCGGCAGGGGAGGGGGAGGGGGAGGGGGAGAAGGGCGAGAAGGGGGAGAAGGAGGAGGAAGAGGAGGAGGAGGGCGAGGGCAGGGAGGGGCGGGGGGUGCUGGACGUGGAGGGGCGACGGAUCAUGAAGGCGGAGAGGAAGCUGCUCUCCUCGCUGCUCGCCCUGCUCCGUGCUGCUUGCCCCGAUAUGGCGGAGAUACAGCUGUUGGAGGACUCCCUCGCGCGCCUGGGGGAACCCUUCCUCGUCGUCGUCGUGGGCGAGUUCAACUCGGGCAAGUCGUCGCUGGUGAACGCGCUGCUGGGGGACGCCUUCCUGAAGGUGGGGGUGGUGCCCACCACCAACGAGAUCACGCUGCUGCGCCACCUCGACACCUCGCCCUCCUCGCAGCUGCGUGCACGUGCCGCUCAGGCCGCGUCCAGUGCAGCGCUGUCGGCAGCAGCAGCGGGGUCGCAGAGGGGUGCGGUGGCGGGGCGGGCGGCAGCGAGGGCGGUGGCGGGGCGCAUGGCGGUGGAGGAGCAGCGCCACCCCGACGGCCACAUGAUCCGCUUCCUGCCCGCCGACCUCCUCAAACAGAUGAACGUGGUGGACACGCCCGGCACGAACGUCAUAUUGGAGCGGCAGCAGCGCCUCACAGAGGAGUUCGUGCCCCAGGCUGACCUCGUGCUCUUCGUGCUCUCCGCCGACCGCCCCCUCACCGAGUCUGAGGUAUCAUUCCUGCGCUACAUCCGGCAGUGGGGCAAGAAGGUGGUGUUUGCGCUCAACAAGGUCGACUCGCUCUCCUCGCCCGCGGACGUGAGGGAGGUGCAGGAGUUCGUGACAGCCAACGUGAAGCGCCUGCUGGCAGUCGACACCGUGCUGUGCUUCCCCCUCGCCUCGCGCCCCGCCCUCGCCGCCAAGCUCCUCCACAACGCGCCCUACCCCUUCCCCCCCGCGCCCUCGCCCGCCCUCUCCUCCUCCGCCGCCGCCGCCAUCCCGCCGCCCGACCCCGCCGCCCAAGCCGCAGCCGUCCGCCUGCGCAACGACCCGUCCUACCAGGCGUCAGGCUUCGCCGACCUCGAGAUCUUCAUCCAGCAGUUCCUGGAAGGUUCCUCCGACGCGGGAGCAGAGCGGCUGCGGCUGAAGCUGGACACGCCGCUGGGAGUGGCGUCGGCGCUGCUGGCGGGCGCGGAGGCGCAGUUAACAGCGCAGGCGGAGGCGGCAGCGCGGGACGACGAGGCGCUGGCGGCGGUGGAGGCGCAGAUGGAGGGGUACGGCGCCGCCAUGCGCACCGACUCCCUGCUGCAGCGCUCCCGCGUGGCCGCACUCGUGAGGGAGGCGGCGGGAAGGGCGGAGGAGUUUGUGGAGGCCACGCUGCGGCUGGGCAAUGCUGACGUCAUGAUUCAGUACCUGUUCUCACCGCCUGGUGGGGGUGGUGGGGGAAGUGGUGAUGGGGCGAGUGGCAGUGGCGGCAUGCUGCCUGUGAGCAAGAGCUUUCAGACUCAGAUCGUGGGCACCGUGGUGGCUGAUGUGCGGAGAGCGCUGGUGGAGCACCACGUGUGGCUGCGCUCCAACAACGCGCGCCAGCUCGCCAGCUACCGCGACUUCGCCCGCACCCGCUGGCCCUCCGUGCCGCCCGCCCCCGCGCUGCCGGGCAGUGAGGAGGAGGGCGAGAGCGAGGGCGAGGAGGGGAGGAUUCCCGAGACGGUUGGCAUUCUGGAGGGGUUCAGCCCGCGCGCUGCUGCUCUGCUGCUGGAGGAAGAAAUGCGGGAGUCGGUGGUGAGCACGGUGACAGGGCUGGGAGUGGCAGGGGUGUCGGCGUCGGUGCUCACGGCCGUGCUGCAGUCGUCCCUGGAGGACCUGCUCGCCCUCACUGUCUGCACCGCUGGCGGCUCCCUGAAUGUGCUCACCUUCCCACAGCGGCGGGAGAAGGUGAAGGGCAAGAUACGGCAGCGGGCAGCGGGGCUCAUCAAGCGCCUGGAGGAGGGGCUGGAGGGCGAGCUGCAGAGUCGCCUGGCUGACCUGGAGACUCGCAUCCGUGCUGAGCUGGCACCGUACCGCCGCGCUGUGGAUGAUGAGCUUGUGCGCGUGGAUGCUCUGCAAUCGCAGCUGCAGACGUCCACUCAGCAGCUUGAGGAGCUAAGGCAACGGGUCCGCAAUCUUGCCGUAUGA
Messenger RNA from Closterium sp. Naga37s-1, 4689 nucleotides. The record is from the annotation of a GenBank genome assembly. NCBI's taxonomy places the organism in Eukaryota, Viridiplantae, Streptophyta, Zygnematophyceae, Desmidiales, Closteriaceae.